Linum tenue is the source of this 1716-nucleotide messenger RNA. Lineage: Eukaryota; Viridiplantae; Streptophyta; Magnoliopsida; Malpighiales; Linaceae. The record is from the annotation of a GenBank genome assembly.
UUCGAGAUCAUCAUCAUCAUGUCGGCUGUUGUGGGAAACCAAAAGGCUGUCAGCAUCGAUCGGGACUCAGCAAGCUUCCCUCUCACACAGUGGGGAGACCGCUUUCUCGACGACGAAGAACACCAGCAGCAGGGGCCAUUGCCAGUGCUUGAAAGCGAGUACGAGGUGCUCAAGGAAGAAGUGCGGAAGAUGUUGACAGCCGAGGAUGAUGGCAAGCCGUCCGCCAUUGCGGAGAAGCUGCGGGUGAUAGAUGCAGUCCAACGAUUGGGCAUUGGCUAUCACUUCGAGAAGGAGAUUGAAGAAGCACUUGAAAAAGUGCAUGCUCUUGGAGACGAACUAUUCGUCAUCCAUGAUCACGACGAUAACGCCACUACCGAUGAUCUCUACAAUGCUGCUCUUCGAUUUCGACUUCUCAGACAACAAGGCCUUCGAGUUUCUCCAGAUGGGUUUAGAAACUUGAAGGACGGAGAAGGAAAUUUUAAAGUAUGGUUGGCCUCAGAUGAGCAAGGGCUCUUGAGCUUGUAUGAAGCAGCACAUGUGGCAAUCCAUGGAGAAGGCAUAUUGGAUGAAGCACUGAGCUUUGCUACCAAGACCCUCAAGUCCAUUCUUCCCCAACUCAGCCCUUUAUUCCACAAACAAGUAAAGUUCGCUCUCGGUCUCCCUUCGUGGAAAUGUGUCCCUAGGUCGCUUACUAGGAACUACAUCGAUUUUUACUCCGAAGAUGCCUCCCACAAUCACAAACUCCUUCGAUUUGCAAAGUUGGAUUUCAACUUGCUCCAAAAGUUGCAUCGACAAGAGCUCCACGAAAUUUCUGAGUGGUGGAAGAGUUUGAAAGUGACUACCAAUUUCCCACAUGCAAGAGACAGAGUUGUGGAAUGCUAUUACUGGAUUUAUGCGGUAUACUUUGAACCGAAGUAUCAGUUGGCCAGAGUUAUGUGUACCAAGAUCAUAUCGAUGCUUUCACUCUUAGAUGACACUUGCGAUAAUUUUGCUACGUUUGAAGAGGUCAAGAUGCUCACAGAAGCUAUUGAAAGCUUCCAUGUAAGCGCUCUGGAAGCACUACCAGAGACGAUGAAAAAUUUGUACCGUAUCAUCAUCGAUCUGUACGACGAAAUUGAAAUGGAACUUGCAAAAACAGGACCCACUUUUGCGGUCGACUAUGCUAAAGAAGAGCUCAAGAAAAUAUGUCGAGCCCACUUGGCAGAGGUUCAAUGGCGUACCAAAGACCAUGUUCCAACACUAGAGGAGUAUAAGAUUGAUGCAUAUGUAACAAGUGGGUUUCCCAUCCUUUGCACAUCGGCUUUCGUUGGAAUGGGAGCUGAAAUAGCCACCAGGGAGGCCUUUGAAUGGGUCACCAACGAGCCUAAGAUGGUCAGAGCUGCUUCAGUUAUUUCUAGGAUUCAAAACGAUAUCGUCUCUCACAAGUGGGAGCGAGAGAGAAGUCAUGCUGCUUCAGCAAUAGAAUGUUACAUGAAGGAGCACGGGGCAUUGGAGGAGGAAGCCGUUGAAUUUUGUUGGGAGGAGAUUUCUAGAGCUUGGAAGGACAUUGCAGAAGAGUGUCAGAAACCAACACCAUUGCCAGUAGCCUUAACAGAUCGUGUCCUUAACUUUGCACGCUCCAUUAGUGUGAUAUAUGAGAAUGGUGAUGGCUACACUCAUUCUCACCUUUUGAAAGCACACAUUGCUUCACUGUUCACCGAUCCUAUACCUCUAUGA